Phytomonas sp. Hart1 is the source of this 1074-nucleotide messenger RNA. The record is from the annotation of a GenBank genome assembly. NCBI's taxonomy places the organism in Eukaryota, Euglenozoa, Kinetoplastea, Trypanosomatida, Trypanosomatidae.
AUGAAUCAAAGUGCGAGCAUCGGGUACCGGCAUAGCUUAGGGUAUAACACCAUCACCCCAUACACCGAACCUCUCGAAAUUCAGCAAGGCUAUACCGAGCCGGAUUUAACGUCUCUGCAGCAUUUUGUGGUGGUCAUCGCCAGCGCCUUCGCCGCGGCCUGUGCCCAACGCCCGAUUCACCAACUCGAGCGAUUUUACUUUCUCUCCGACGUUCCCGGCGAAAAUAGACGAAUCGGCGUAUCGGGUAAACCCGCAGAGGUCGUGCGAACUCUUUUGCAGACGCGUUGGUGGACGGGCCCGCCGCUAUGGCGUCGGACGUUCAGUGGGGCCUUUGAGUUGGGGGCGUUUAUUGCCAUACGAAGUCAAUUUCAGACGGAACCCAUAAGUGCCCUCAACGGGUUUGCUGCUGGAGCGGGUGUGGGAAUCGCCUACGCGGUGGCCUUUCACCCGUACGAUGUUCUGCGCGCGACGGCGGAAGCCCCCAACGGGCCGAAAACCUUCAGCGGGCCGAUGGAUGUUCUCUGGACGGCUUUAACGAAAAAAAAGACGGCGUUAUUCGGUCUUUAUCGUGGUUUUUCUACCAUGGUACUGGCGUACACCAUGCAGUACGGGGUUCAGUUCGGUUUGUAUAAUUCCCUUCGCCAUGAUGGGGUUUACCGUGGCCCUCUGGUGCUUUUCUUUUAUUGCCAUUUAGCCGCAUUGGUAGGGCAAGUUUUAUUCUUUCCUUUUUUGCGUCUUCGCCAACAACUCCACACCAUGAACUCCCAAGUGCAGUUAAAGCGUGUAGGUUAUCGCUUUCUUAUUUACGAGCUGCAUCGGAGAUAUGGUCUUUCAAAGGUCUACGACGGUUUUUUUUCCUCGAAGCCGGUGCUCAAUACGAUUCCUACCGCCUUGCUCUUGAUGCUUUACGAUGUCCUCUCAAGACGAUAUACGGAAUACCUCAAUCCUGGAAAAAAAGCUCGAGCAAACCCCUCACAGAUGCUUAGAUCGGUACAGCUGCCUUCUUACGUAACCUCGCCGAAGCCUUAUGAAUUUGAGAGCUCUUCUUCUUUGGGGGCCCAAGGGAUGCGCUAG